Dipodomys ordii (Ord's kangaroo rat) is the source of this 963-nucleotide messenger RNA. RefSeq names its product olfactory receptor 2W1-like. The record is from RefSeq and is a predicted model, not a curated record. Gene Ontology annotation, biological process: G protein-coupled receptor signaling pathway. Gene Ontology annotation, cellular component: membrane. The transcript has a single exon. Gene Ontology annotation, molecular function: olfactory receptor activity; G protein-coupled receptor activity. The coding region runs from base 1 to 963 and encodes 320 amino acids. Lineage: Eukaryota; Metazoa; Chordata; Mammalia; Rodentia; Heteromyidae.
AUGGAUCAAAGCAAUCACAGUGCUUUAUAUAAUUUUAUUCUGCUUGGCUUCUCUGAUCAUCCCGAACUGGAGAAAAUCCUGUCAGGAGUUGUCACCAUCUUCUACUUUAUUAUAUUGGUGGGGAACACAGCUAUCAUUCUGGCUUCUCUCCUGGAUUCUCAUCUCCACACACCAAUGUAUUUUUUUCUCAGUAACUUAUCUUUCCUAGACCUGUGUUUAACCACCAGCAUUAUUCCUCAGAUGCUGGUUAACCUGUGGGGCCCUGAGAAGACCAUCAGUUAUGUGGGCUGUAUCAUCCAGCUCUAUGCUUAUAUGUGGUUGGGUUCCAUUGAGUGUCUUCUUUUGGCUGUCAUGUCCUAUGAUCGUUUUACAGCCAUUUGUAAGCCCUUGCAUUAUUUUAUAAUCAUGAACCCACAACUAUGUCUCAAGAUGAUUAUCAUGGUCUGGAGUAUUAGUUUGGCCAAUUCUGUAGUAUUAUGCAGUCUCACUGUGAAUUUGCCUAGAUGUGGAAACAACAUUCUGGAUCAUUUCCUGUGUGAGCUGCCAGCCAUGGUGAAGAUUGCGUGUGUAGACACCACCACGGUGGAAAUGUCUGUUUUUGCCUUGGGCAUUGUCAUUGUCCUCACUCCCCUUGCCCUUAUUCUUAUAUCCUAUGGCUACAUUGCCAAAGCUGUGCUGAGAAUGAAGUCAAAGACAGGACGGCGCAAAGCAGUGAACACCUGUGGAUCUCAUCUCACGGUGGUGUCCAUAUUUUAUGGGACUGUUAUCUACAUGUACCUGCAACCAGGUAACAGUGCCUCCAAGGACCAGGGCAAGUUCCUCACCCUCUUUUAUACCAUUAUCACACCAAGUCUCAACCCUCUCAUCUACACCUUGAGGAAUAAGGACAUGAAAGACGCACUGAAGAAACUGGUGAGGGUUCACCUGGAAUCUGCAAAGCUGAAGAGGACCUGGAAAUCAUAG